This is a messenger RNA of Mucor velutinosus, 867 nucleotides long. RefSeq lists its product as uncharacterized. The record is from RefSeq and is a predicted model, not a curated record. The transcript has a single exon. NCBI's taxonomy places the organism in Eukaryota, Fungi, Mucoromycota, Mucoromycetes, Mucorales, Mucoraceae. Bases 1 to 867 code for a protein of 288 amino acids.
AUGCCACCGUUGAGUAUACAGAACGAAACAUACAUCAGGCUUCUAUCAACAUUAUCGCCAUACGAAAGAAAGGUGGUAGAUCGACUGCUAUUACAAUACCAGGAUAACUCAACAAAGCUCGCCAAUUACUUUGUGAAAACGAUAAAAUUGCACUCGGAAGAAUGGGAGUCUCUUGCUCGCUCAUGGAAUACACCACUUGAAUUGCCCGAAAGCGAGCAACCGUGCCAAUACCAGCAAGAUAAGAUGGAGCAAAGAAUAGCCAGUUUAAUGCUUAAACACAACUUCAAAAUGAUGACUCGAGAAAUUGAACUAUUGUAUUGGCAACAGUAUUACCAGAAUCUAAACUUCCAUUUCCGUGAUUGCAUUCACUCAACAGCGUUGCACGAGAACAGAACAUCAUAUCGUCGAGUACAGCUUUUCCUCGAUGCGCAACGAAAUGAAAGCUUAUAUUAUACCAAAAUGUACAUGCUCAAAAAGCUCUUUCAUACCAAAGAUAUCAUGGUUGCGAAAUUACAAAACUCUUAUCGUGCUCUGAAUGAAUCGAUCCAUGUGGAGAGAGGACCUUACUACAAUACAUUGCAUCCCGACCACAAGUAUACCAUCCAUGUCAAAAGAACCGCAUACAAGGUCACCUCAAGGCAUAUGAAGGCAAUCUGGAUUGACUGGCCUCGAGCAAACAUACGGCAAGGCGAACCUUUGAGUUACUGGCAGCAGUGCUAUGCUAUGUUACAGAAGGUAUGGAAUUUUUGCUUGUAUCUUUCCAGGAAAUGGCUCAAAAUCAAGCGGGCUUACAUGAGAAGAUUGCUACAUGGUAUCAGUGAUAUUCAGUCCAAACUAAGCAGCAUUCGCAAUUAUUUAUUUGCAUAA